This is a messenger RNA of Tachysurus vachellii, 1409 nucleotides long. It is a transcript of the gene hspbp1, whose product is annotated as HSPA (heat shock 70kDa) binding protein, cytoplasmic cochaperone 1. The record is from RefSeq and is a predicted model, not a curated record. The transcript is spliced from 8 exons. Gene Ontology annotation, molecular function: protein binding. The coding region runs from base 153 to 1133 and encodes 326 amino acids. Lineage: Eukaryota; Metazoa; Chordata; Actinopteri; Siluriformes; Bagridae.
GCGCACAUGCGCGUUACGAGCUCCAGUUAUGGCGGCUACGCGUGAGAUCCAGAGCCGUUGAGAAAGUUCCAGAAGAAACCGUCAGUGUUUAUUAGUGAUGAAGAUGAGCUUAAAGUAACUACACCGGUUACAGCACAUCAACCUCUCUCACGAUGGCAGACGGUAACAGACCUUACCCUCAGAAUUUGCAGGGAGUUCUGCGAUUGGCUGUUGAAGCUGGCUCCGCCUCUGACGACCCCGCCCCAUAUGCGCCUAUGUCUCAGGAGAGGAUCGAGUUCCUGCGGGGAGCCCUGUCCGAGGUGUGUAAGGGUCAGCUGGAUGAGGUGGAGCAGAUGAAGUGGUGUGUCUCUGUGCUCCUGCAGGACAAGGGAGAAGGAAGAGAGGAUGAAGAGGAGGAGGAUGAGAAAGAGGCAGUGCUGGAGAUGCUGUGUGACCUGUGUGACAACCUGGACAAUGCAAGAGACCUGAUGAAGCUGGGUGGGCUGGAGGUGUGUAUGUCCCGAUGUGUGCGUCAUGAUGAGGCAGGUGUACGGUGGCGAGCGGCUGAGCUGCUGGCCUGCUGUGCUCAGAACAUGCCUGAGGUUCAGCUGUACUUGCUCCAGCAUGGGAUGCUACACACACUGCUGCAGCUCACUGACCAUGACACACACCCCACUGUGAGAGUCAAAGCUCUCUACGCUGUGUCCUGCCUUGUGCGGGAACAGGAAGUGGGUCUGCGUGACUUCCUGUCACAUGACGGAUUCUCUGUGCUGAUGAGGGGGAUGCAGUCAGACUGUGAAAAACUGCGUACUAAAUCCGCCUUCCUGCUGCUCAACCUGCUGAACAGCCACCCUGAACACAGAGAUACAGUGUUGUCCAUGGGGAUGGUACAGCAGUUAGUAGCAGUGCUGCGUUCUUCUCACUCCUCUGUUCAUGAACAUGUACUCGGUGUCCUCUGCUGUCUGGUGGAGGACAGUGAGCGUGGUGUGUGUGAUUGUAGAGAUCCCUCUCUAGGUCUGGAGGAGCUGCUGAACCAGAGGAUACAGGAUCUGCAGGGUCAGGAGGAGAGCCAGGAGGAGGUGGGGUUUUGUGAGCGUCUGCGAGCAGCUUGUUUCCGAGCUCAGCCUAAGGAGGAGAACAUAAUGGAUCGCUGAGUUCAUAUUGGCCCGCCUUUAAUCGCUGCUGUGCAGCAAUUGUUCAAGGAGAUGGGUGUUGUUUUGUUUUUUUUUCCUCUUCCUGACAGAAAAGAGACUGAGACAACACAAAAACGUGCUUAGUUUAAUACACACACACACACACACACACACACACACACACACACACACACACACACACACACACACACAUUGUAUUUGUUUCAUGUGAUCUGUGUUUAUGAACAGAAAGUGUAUCAUGUACAACUUUCUUAUAAAUGUGGUGAAAAAAAUAAA